AUGACCAAUGCAUUACCUGGAGGCCAAAGAAGACAGUCGGAUAGUUCCGGAGCUAGCAACUCUCGUCCAGUCGGAACUCAGCUGAGAUUGUGGGCUCCAGGUCCAGGGCUCCAAGUAUCACGGUCAGUGACAGCAGAGCUGGCCUCUCUGUUUCCCUCUCGCGAAGUUGCAUCUCUACUGGUGGACACCUACUUUGAUCGGGUACACUGGUUCAUGCUUAUUUUCCACCAAGAUGAUUUCCGGCGAACCUGGCAACAAUUGUAUGACUCACCCAGGGAGCAGCUCACAGACGCGUACCCGGACCCUGGUUUUAUCAGUACCUUUCUAGUGGUGAUUGCGAUCGCACUGCCAUACUUGGGUGCUCAUCGGCUGCAAUUGCUGGAGGCAUAUGGCAUAUCCCCCAUGGAUAUGAAGGGUAAGAUCUUGUCAACAAUACGAGCAAAAAUUCUCGAUAUUGUCUCCGUGGGCUCAUUAGAGGCUGUCCAGACCUGCGUCUUACUGGGAACUUACUACCUCUAUCAUGGUAACUCCGAGCUUGCAUGGCCCGUAUGCGGCUGUGGGUUGCGAAUUGCCCAGGCCUUGAAUUUGCACCGGAAGCUUCCCCAGGCGGGAUCAAUGUCGUCAGAAAUGCAACGGCAGUACGAGACUCGGAAACGCUGCUGGUGGGCUAUCUAUGAGAUUGAGACCUUUUGCUCCAUGUCCUAUGGCUAUCCGCAUAGCAUCAAGGAUUCGGACUGUGAUGUAGAGUUAUUGGACCCUCUGGCCAGGUCUGCUCCUACACAGUCUCCUGCUUCUUCUGAUGCAACAGACCAGCACCCGGCCAGUCUUCUCUCUUACAAGUAUCUGAUGUCAAAGCUCUCUGUUUUGAUCAAAAAUAUUCUCACGGAUUUGUAUGGACUCGGAUCGUUGAAGGGAAAUACCCAUCCAGACAGAUCAGGCGGCUUUUCUGGUCUUCACAAUCUCAUUCGAAGAGUCUCUGCUUUAGAUACCAGAUUGCGGAGAUGGAAUACCGAGAUUCCUGAUUUGCUACAGCUAAACAACACCGGCCUGCCUGGUCUAUCAUACACAUCAGUGGAGGAGAUGGAUCGCGAUAUUGGUGCCUCAAGCCCCAAGUUUGAGAACCACAUUUAUCAGCUUCAGGCACUUGCCCUAAAACUCGCCUAUGAAAAUGCAAGAAUUCUUGUACAUCGACCUUUGCUUGCGUUUAAGACGAUGCCCACCGCUUCCGGACUUGAGAAUACUCACCUGGCCACAAGCCCUUUACAUCUCUCUUUAGAAGCCUGUCGGGAUGCAGCUCUAAGCACGUCUAAUGUUGAAUCGACCUCUAUAUUUUCCCUUGCUGUCAAUACAUAUGCAGCGGCAUUCAUCGGCAUUCAUACUUUUACUGCUGGUGUCAUGCUCUGCAUUCUGACAAGCAUCGAGCCUCUAGCUCCCCAAUCUUAUGAAUCGAAGACGGGAUUGCGUCGACUCCUCAGCAUGCAGGCGCAUUUGAAGUCGCGAUCUGGUUCUACUCUGGCUGCACAGGGCCUGGAGAUUUUGGAGAAACUAACGAGACUACUGAUGGAGAAGGAAUUGAAAGAAAUGCUAUCCUCUGGUAAUGCAGUAUCGUCGUCUCCCCAAAUUGCUCCUAGAGAUGAGCAGGCGAGACAAGACCUGGACGAGAGUGUCCAGGAUCAGACACUUGCUGCCGCAACCAUUGUCGAGGAAAAUAUGUUCAACUACAUAGAAGACCCGGCCAUGUCACAGGCCCUUUUCGACUUUGACCAAGUGCUCUCAAAUCAUGAGAUGAGCAUCCCGCUUGAAUCAAACUUCCCGGAUUUACUCGGUCCUGGAAGCGGGUUGGUGCCAGAACAAGCAUGGAUUUGGGGCGUUGAUAGCCUAGCUCAACUUCCAAUGGAUGAAUAG
This is a messenger RNA of Penicillium atrosanguineum, 1905 nucleotides long. Its product is annotated as transcription factor domain-containing protein. NCBI's taxonomy places the organism in Eukaryota, Fungi, Ascomycota, Eurotiomycetes, Eurotiales, Aspergillaceae. Gene Ontology annotation, biological process: DNA-templated transcription. The record is from RefSeq and is a predicted model, not a curated record. Gene Ontology annotation, molecular function: zinc ion binding; DNA binding. The coding region runs from base 1 to 1905 and encodes 634 amino acids. The transcript has 2 exons.